AUGGAUAACUCUGGUAAAGAGAAGGAGGCCAUGCAGCUGAUGGCUGAGGCCGACAAGAAGGUGAAGGCGUCCGGCUCGUUCCUCGCUGGGAUGUUCGGGGGGAAUCACAAAGUGGAGGAUGCAUGUGAGAUUUACGCUAGAGCUGCCAACAUGUUCAAGAUGGCCAAGAACUGGAGUGCGGCUGGGAAUGCCUUCUGCCAAGCGGCACGACUACACAUGCAGCUGCAGAACAAACUGGACUCUGCCACCAGCUUUGUGGAUGCAGGAAACGCUUACAAGAAGGCUGACCCGCAGGAGGCUAUCAACUGUCUCAACCAGGCCAUUGACAUCUACACAGACAUGGGGAGGUUCACUAUCGCAGCCAAACAUCACAUCACCAUUGCAGAGGUUUAUGAAUCUGAGCUGGUUGAUAUCGAAAAAGCUAUUGCCCAUUACGAGCAGGCAGCAGAUUAUUACAAAGGAGAGGAAUCCAACAGCUCUGCCAACAAGUGUCUGCUGAAGGUGGGCCACUACAGUGCCCAGUUGGAGCAGUACCAGAAGGCCAUUGAAAUCUACGAACAAGUGGCCAUGAGCACUAUGGACAACCCCCUGCUCAAGUAUAAUGCCAAAGAGUACUUCUUCAAAGCGUCUCUGUGUCACUUCAUUGUGGAUGAGCUCAAUGCAAAACUGGCAAUAGAGAAGUAUGAGGAGAUGUUCCCAGCGUUUUCAGACUCCAGAGAGCUCAAACUCUUAAAGAAACUGCUGGAGGCUCACGAGGAACAGAACAGUGAAGCAUUCACAGAGGCCGUAAAAGAGUUUGACUCUGUCUCUCGUCUGGACCAGUGGCUCACCACGAUGCUGCUGCGAAUCAAAAAGACCAUCCAGGGCGAUGCUGGGGACCUCAAAUAA
Messenger RNA from Knipowitschia caucasica, 888 nucleotides. The record is from the annotation of a GenBank genome assembly. Lineage: Eukaryota; Metazoa; Chordata; Actinopteri; Gobiiformes; Gobiidae.